ACUGAUCUGCUAACUGAGUAACUCUCAAAUAUAUUUCACGUGAUAUUUAAAACGUGAAUUUAACCCGGUGCGAAUAUAAUGUCAAAAAUAUCGCCGUGAUAGACAAAUCUUAGUUACAAUAGUGACCCUGGGUUAAUUUUCCUAUCAAAAAGAAAAUGGUAGAUUGAAGUGAACGGGUGUGUUGUUUGUUGACUUAUUGAUUGUGGUUCAAGUGACGCUAUUUUUAAAUAGACAUAGGUAAUAGUUAAAAAUUUAGCACGUACUUUCGGUGAAAAGACGGAUUUUGGCAUCAGAAGUCUGCCUUUGAGGUUUGUUGAGAGUGAGUUGAGGUGGCAUGGCGAGGUCGCCUGUUCACCACAGACUUCAUCCUCGGUCGCCACCGCCUGGCCACCACCACCCGCCACCGCGCGGCUCGUCUCCACCGCCAUACGCGCGCCCGCCACCACCUCACCGCCGUUUGUCCGUUUCUCCUAGUCGAAGGAGGCCCGCGGUUCGGGCGCCUGGUGAUGACGUACGACGCAGGAUAUCACCUCCUGCUAAGGAUGGUCGACGUGCCAUCCUGCCGCCGCCCAACGCGCAGACGCGGCGCCCCGGACCAUCGCAGCCACGGCUCUCCGACACCAACAGGAUGCCCGUGGCCUCCAUGAGGAUGCGUAUGGACGACUACGCGCCUCCUAAACCUCGGCGCAAUGAUCAGGCAGCUGCGAUCCCUCCUCUGAUGGAACAAGUGGUGGUGAAGGCGCGACGCGAGGCCUCCACGCGCACCAAAGACACUUUCUGGACCAAGAAGUUGCUUGAUGCUGAAGACCAAUACUCCAAGAGAGGCGACCGCUGGGCGCACUCUGGCUUCAAGGAGCUUUACCGCGACGAGCUUGGCUACGAACCUGAGCCUCCUGCCCGGCCCUCGCCUCCUGCCGAGGGGCAGAAGAGAGGGGACAGCAGACAGAGGGACAGACCCGUCCCUCGGGACCCUCGGGCUCAGCCUCGUGAUCCCCGUCGGGCCAGUCCCAGACCUCGCGACCCUCGCGCCAAACCCCACGACCCCCGCCAGUCCCCCGACCGUCCCCGUGACCCACGGACCGCCCCCAGACCCCCGAGGGACCCUCGCCGGCCUGGGGAGGCUGUACCCAGUCCCCGCAGAGCAACAAGAUCUCCACGUGGCCGUAAGAAGUCCCCUCAUCGCAGGCACCGCCGGCAUCGCUCUUACUCCGGCAGCUACUCGUCCGGUUCCUCGAGCAGCUCUAGCACGUCUUAUUCACGAUCACGAUCGUACUACUCCCGCUCAUCGUACUCCAGCACCGGCAGCUCCUCGUUCUCCAGUUCCUCCUCCAGCAGGAGUCGUUCAAGACGCCCUUCACAAGGCAAGAGAAAGCGAUCCCACUCCGGCUCGUACUCCAGUUCUGCGAGUCCUCCAAGGAUCAGGCCUCCUGUAGGAGAGCCCGUCAAGAAAGGAAGAGCGUUACCUGCGAACGUGUCCGAGGGAGUGAAAAAAGCAAGUGCUUUGCAGGAAACUACCAAAAAGGUCGUCACAAAAACAGUCAGUAAUGUUGUUACCACAAAAACCAAAAUACUUGCCUCUGUUCCAGGACAUUCGAAAAGCAGUCAUCGCGGCAAAGCUAAAAUGAGAAUAAAGACUGAUGAGGGCGAUUCUCGCAAGAAGCCAAGUUACCCACAACCAGAACCUGGUAUGGAAGGAGCAGUGGUGCCCACGGCCUACUACGGUGCGCCAGAAGCUGGUGAGGUCGCUGCGCGCAAUAGUAACGGCGGCACUGCCGCUGGUUCGUCUCUCAUAUCGUCUCCGACCAACAUAGCCCCCAGCUCCUCUGGAGUAGCCGCCGGGCCUCUACCCCAUCAUCAUCACCACCACCACCACUUGCCUAACCCGAAAAAAGGAGGUCCUCACAUGGCUGAUUUCUCUACUUCAGGUAACAGUGGUCCUAAUCAACCAGCUUCUCCUGUCGAUGACAGCGAUUCCUCGUCGUCGUCUGAAGAAGAAGAACUUCCCAGGAAGAUGACGCUGUCGGAGCGUUUCGGUAAACUGGCGCAGUUGAGCUCGCAACGACAGGAGUAUGAUGGCGUCAGGAUGAAAAUUGUACGGGAAGGCGGGCAGGACAAGAAAGUCUAUCUUGAAGCCGGGCUUGGCAGCAGGUCGCCUUCUCCCCUGCACCCCGGACACGAGCGUUGGCUGGCCGAGCACCAAACCGAGUACGCGGAAUAUCAACGGCGCUAUGGCGACAUCCGCUCCUGGGACCCUCACAGAGACUUGCCUCGUGAUCUUCCUCCUAACUGGGAAGACGUCGGCGUCCGCUAUCGAUACUACAAGCAGUCGGGAUAUUUCGGUGACCGCCACAUUACCCUGGAGGACUACCUCAAAUGGGAGGAUUGGUGGUACCAAUACAGGGAUUGGCUCAAGAAAUACGGGGACGCUGCUGCUGUUGAUGGCGUCGCUCGCCACGGCAAGAUGUCAGAUCUCGACUGGGACGCUUAUGACCGACCGCGUGGUGGACGUUGGCCAGCAGACACCCGCGAUCCAGGAAUUCCAGAAAGGAAGAGAAGGCGUUUCUAAAUACUUGAUCGCCUCACAACUCCCGAAUGGGCUUAUCAAUAAUGAAAUGAUAGAAGGAAUGUAAAAAUUUCAGUAAUCCGUUAUAUUAAGAGGCUACUUGUAGCUAUUUCUGCACGGCUUCGUAGUUAGGGCCCGGUGUCCGACUUGUAUUGGACUUUAUAUAUUCUCAUUUCUUCAAAAAAGAAACGAUUUCCGGUUUUGAAUUUCCACCAUUAUUUUAUCCGGCGAAUGUUGAAACUUGUGGGUUUUAACUGGAUUUUCUUGCCUAACAAUUAUAUUCCCCUUUUUACCUUUAAUGACGCUCUAAACUUUUACGACAAAUUUUUUUAAGCAUUCGAUCUUCACUGAUCUACUUUCAUUAUUAGGUGAUACAAUUUUUCAAUGCCUUCAUAAAUUGUAUAGUUCAUGAAGCUAAAGCUAAAUCAAAUUUUUUUCUCUUGAAUUAUCAACGCUACGUCGUUUGCAAUGUUUUUUUUUUAAUUCAGUGCAGUUUCAGUUACCUCGUUGAACUUGAGCAGUUAGUUCGUGGUAUCAUAUAAUUCCGUAUAAAAUUAUAGAAUUGACCUCUCUGUGUCGUUAGUAUUAUGUUCAAGUUCCUUACAGUGAUUACUUGAAUUCUGUCGAGUCGUUCCAAGAGGAUAUUAAUUGAGGUAAACUUUGAAGGCAAAUAGCAUUGUUCUGCUUGCAUCUUGAAUUCUAUUUUACUCUUCUUAUUGUGAAUCUCUUAGCUCGAUUUUGUUCGUAAUUUUAUACUGCUAGAAUUGCGAUAACAUUUGAAUUUCUUCAUUGCUUCUCGAUUCUCCCUUGACUUUCUAGAAUUAUAUUAAUAUUACUUAUGCGCCUAGAAAAAGCCUUGGUAAUAAUAUCUCCCAUCGCCAAUCUUUAAUUUCGAAUAAGGAGGUUGUAUAAAUCUGAAAACAUUAGUUACCGACAUUGCACUUUAACUUUUUACUGUUAAUCAUCAGCUUUUGUCGCGUAACUAUUCAACAAUUUUGUUUGCCUGUUCUUGCUCUUUGGAAUUGGUUAAUUGUUUGAUGUGCCAGCUUUGAAAUUUGGUAUUUAAUAAAUGAACACCGUCCAUAUAUAAGUGGUAUGCAGUAAUACCGUACGUCAAAAUUAUUAAAGAUUAAAGAGGAUGGAAGAGAGAUCAUCUUUGGUAGAUUGAAAAAAAGGAACUUUUUUUGUGAAUUCCUGGUAGGAAAGUGUUUGAGUUUGUGAGUAUUUGAGGAAGGUAUUUAAAGUGCAAUUUUCUUCAUGUAAAAGCUUGAUCUUUCAAAUUUAUUUUACUUUUCAUUGCAUGCUUCUGUUUCAUUGCUAACUAGGGAAGAGUAUAUCUUCCAAGAUUUUUCCCAUAACUUGUAAUAAUUGAAAUGCGGUAACGCGCCAUUCGUUUUUGUGAAUUACAGCCUAAUGUCUUAUCUAAGCUAAGAUUUAAUGUAUGUUUUAAUUCGUAUAUUGUUAUAGUUUUAAGUAAUUUUGUGAUUUUUGUGUUGACAUAGUUUUUACAGCUUGGUGCUCUAAUUUGCUAUUUUUCGAUUAAAGCUCCACAACUGCUACCUAAAGUUUUUUUUUACGUUACAUUGUACAGGUUUUGCGCCGCGUAGAAUUCUGUUUAAAAGAAUUUAUUUAUCACGCGGACGCUUAUUUACCAAAUGAAUUGGUUUUCAAUGUGUAUUCGUGAAUGUUGAAUAAAUUGUAAAUGUCAA
This is a messenger RNA of Hyalella azteca, 4272 nucleotides long. Its product is annotated as serine/arginine repetitive matrix protein 1. The transcript is spliced from 10 exons. NCBI's taxonomy places the organism in Eukaryota, Metazoa, Arthropoda, Malacostraca, Amphipoda, Hyalellidae. The record is from RefSeq and is a predicted model, not a curated record. The coding region runs from base 335 to 2566 and encodes 743 amino acids.